This is a messenger RNA of Paralichthys olivaceus (Japanese flounder), 1279 nucleotides long. Its product is annotated as proenkephalin-A. Lineage: Eukaryota; Metazoa; Chordata; Actinopteri; Pleuronectiformes; Paralichthyidae. Gene Ontology annotation, biological process: neuropeptide signaling pathway; chemical synaptic transmission; sensory perception. Gene Ontology annotation, molecular function: opioid receptor binding. Gene Ontology annotation, cellular component: neuronal cell body; dendrite; plasma membrane. The record is from RefSeq and is a predicted model, not a curated record.
CACACCGAGCACUUAGAAGUCAGCCCGCCAGUUGUUUUUUCCUCUAACCGGUGACACCCUGCACGAAGCGGUCCAGUGGAACCGCAGACAGUCACAGGAGAUUGCGCCUUGUGUGUGUGCGCGCUUUUACGGAUUGGCUGAACCGUGGCCGCUCUGCCCAGAACGUGCCACAAAGUGAGCCGCGCGCACAUAUAUUUGCUGCAAGCGCCAGAACCAGUCACCACGUACUUCGCCGGGACCCCCGAGGGAGCGCGGACAAGGAACGCGUAGAACGACUAAAGCAUCGUUUAAAACAACACAGAGUCCAUGGCUGCCCCCGUACAGAGCAGCUGCAUGUGGAUGUUAGUCGUGGGAGCCUGCGUGUCACUGGUAGUCGGAGCGGACUGUGGGAAGGAGUGCGCACUGUGUGUGUACCAGCUGCUGGGACAGCAGUCUGCUUUCUCUUCCAUGACAUGCUCACUUGAGUGCAAUGGUGGGUUGGACAGCCAGAAGCUACGCUUGUGCCGGGACUUACUAUUGGAGGAGGAAAACCACAUUCCUCUGGAUGCCAAGCCACGUCAACAGCAGGAACAGGAAGCAGCCGGUGCCAUGAUGGCUGACACUGAGGAUGCAACAUUUCCAGAACACCAGCUGGCCAAGAAGUACGGGGGCUUCAUGAAGCGCUAUGGUGGUUUCAUGUCUCGCCGGUCCUCUUCACCAGAGGGGGCACUCGAGGAUGCUGGAAACCAGGAUGAGGAAGAAAAUGUCCGCCUAGAGAUCCUUAAGAUCCUUAAUGCAGCAGUCGAGCACGGCAGUGAGGGGGACGGUCAGGGCGGCGAGUCAAUGAAGAGGUAUGGAGGCUUCAUGCGGCGGGCUGAAGGAGGGGUAGCGCCGAGUGACCUGCUGGAGGCAGUGUUAGGCCGUGGGCUCAAGAAGCGCUAUGGAGGGUUCAUGAGGCGUGUGGGCAGGCCAGAGUGGUUGGUGGACAGCAGCAAGAGUGGGGGGGUGUUGAAACGGGCCUGGGAGAAUGGCAAUGAGCAACAGAAGAGGUAUGGGGGUUUCAUGGACUAGGAUACCACAAAUGUGACCCUCAGUCCCUGCAUCCCUCCAAUCACUCCUCUUCAACCAAUCACCUUGUAGUCUGGACUUGUUGGUGUCUUAAUCAACUCCCCACUUUCUCUGCUAACUACAUUGCAUCAUCUGGCUUUGUAUAACGUGCUGCUGCCUGUAUUGAUAAAAAAGAUAAACAAAUAUUGUUCAGUACACAAAUUAUUUUUUGGUCUGUUUUUGGUUUCAUCAG